Argiope bruennichi is the source of this 8339-nucleotide messenger RNA. RefSeq lists its product as uncharacterized. The record is from RefSeq and is a predicted model, not a curated record. Gene Ontology annotation, molecular function: non-membrane spanning protein tyrosine phosphatase activity. Bases 249 to 5876 code for a protein of 1875 amino acids. NCBI's taxonomy places the organism in Eukaryota, Metazoa, Arthropoda, Arachnida, Araneae, Araneidae. Gene Ontology annotation, biological process: peptidyl-tyrosine dephosphorylation. Gene Ontology annotation, cellular component: nucleus; cytoplasm. The transcript is spliced from 14 exons.
UUUAGGGCGAAAAGUGAAAACGUCGGAAUUUAUAGUAAAGGCAAUUAUUUAAAGGCGGAUGCGAAAAGGCCGAGAAAUCAAACGGUUUUAUAUUAUUCUUUUGAUAUAAUCAUACAAAACAUUUUAUUCUUCUCCAUGUUCAAUAUGAUUUGUGGGAGAAAGAUACAAGUAAAGAAAAAAUUGCAUUAAUUUAUAAGAGCAAUCUUUACUUCUCAAAUUUCUUUCGAAUCAAAUUUUGGAUAUUUACGAUGAAACCGUCUUUAAGAACAGUUCUUAGGAACUUUCUGAAUCAUUUCGAAGAUUAUGAAGCGAGAAAAAAAUUGUGUGACGAUCAGUACGAACAUGAAUUUCAGCAACUGAAAAAAUUGACUGACCAGUUGAGGGAGGAUCCUGAAUAUUCUUGUUCGUGGGCACUAAAAGAUGUAAAUAGACCUAAAAACCGAUAUAAAGACAUUGUCCCUUAUGAUAAAUCUCGAGUGAUCCUUCCAAAACAUGAUGGUGUGCCAGGAUCAGAUUAUAUCAAUGCUAGCUAUGUUAAGGGGUCGAGUGGUGCACUUGCAUAUAUUGCUGCUCAAGGUCCUUUGCCCAAUACUGUGAUAGAUUUUUGGAGAAUGAUUUGGGUUUGUGAUGUUCAAGUGAUAGUUAUGGCAUGCAAUGAAAAGGAAGCUGGUAAGACUAAAUGUGAAACUUAUUGGCCAAACAAAGGUGAAAUCAAGCAUUAUGGAAAUAUUUCCGUAGAACUGAUUGAUACCUCUCAAGUGUGUCCUGACUUUAUGGUCCGAACUCUGUUAGUGAAAUGUGACUCUGAAAUGAGGGAUGUUUAUCAGUUUCAUUAUACAUCUUGGCCGGAUCAUGGCACGCCUGAAACUGUUCAUCCUAUGCUGGAGUUGGUUCGCUUGAUGAGAGAUUGCCAAGCAUCCGAAACGGUACCCAUUGUUGUUCAUUGCAGUGCUGGAUGUGGAAGGACUGGAACCAUAUGUGCGGUAGACUAUGUUUGGGCUUGCCUUAGACAUGGGAAAUUAUCCGAGGAUUUCUCUUUAUUUCAAAUUGCAUUAGAACUUAGACGACAAAGAAUUGCUAUGAUCCAAACAAAGGAACAGUAUAUGCUGGCUCAUAAAGCUGUUGCUACUUUGUUUGAACAGCAACUCAAUGUGAUAGACUGUCAUAUUUAUGUCAACCUUGAUGAAGAUGGUGAACCUCUCAUGUGGAAAGAAUUAUCAAAAAAUAAAUUUGCUCUUAUUAAAAAAGAAAACUCAUGCACAAAAGAUUCAUCAUCCUCUGCUAACAAUUCUACCAAGGACAAAGUGGAAGAAAGACUUAAUUUGCAGUUCAAAGAUUCUGUUGCCAAAGAAUCAUCUCAAAAAAGACCUAGUAUCACAGAUGUUGAAUCUCCUCCUAACAAUAAGCUUAAUGAUAAUAUGAGUACUUCAGAGCCUUUAAUUGGCAUUAAUAACAAGACUAGUGAAAGCAAUAUUUCUCGUAAUUCUUGCUUAUCCCAACAUAGCAGUGAAGACACUAUACCAUUUAUUGAUGAUGAUGAAAUAAGUAUAAGACCCAACAAUGGCAGAGCAUAUUUAAAUAUGCCAAGUUCUGGUAGCUUUUCAAAAAUUAUUAAUCGGUUUGAUCCUUUUGUUGAUCAGAUAAUUUUGGAUACAGAUGAUAGUAGUCCUGAUGCUGAUCCAGGCAAUUUUCCUCAAAAGAUUACAGACAUACAGUCAGCUGAAAAUGUUAAUGGUGAUCAAAGUAGUAUAAGCAGUUCCAAGCAGGAGAUCAGCUCUGAGAAUUCAGAUCAAAUUUUUCCAAGUAAUUAUGCCACACUUCCUUGUGGUAGUUCUCUAAAUAAAAAUUAUGGAAAAACUGGCAUUCGUGAAAGUUAUCCACCUUCAAGGAGCAGAUAUGAUGAUUCAGUUUCUGAUAUCAUAGAGGAAGGUGGUGAUAAUAGUAAAGGUUCAAAAAAAGUAGGUAAAGCAACUGUCGUUCGUAGACCUAGUAUUUCGAAAUUAAAGGCUUUAUUUGAGAAAUCUGGCCUAUCUUCAAAUAAAUCUUCAAAUGAUGGUGGAAAGAGAUCAUUGUUUAGGCAUAAUUCUCACAAUGUUUCUCGAGCUGGUUCUGCCCCACCUUCUUUAAAUUGUAUGGACAAAACCUCAGCUGUUGAGAAAGAAUCCAUUCUCAUGUUAGUCACUCGUAAAUUCCGUUCUUCGUCUGUCAGAACAGAGCGUGAAGUCAGUUCAAAAUCAUACGACAAAUCUCAUAGGAAAUCUACUCCUGGAUCCAUUAUGAAUUUAAGGGAAGGAUUUGCCACUUUGUCAAGGACUGUUUCAUUCAACUUAAGUAAAACAUUACGAAGUUAUUCUCCUUCUAAAACUCGAGAAAAGUCAUCUGUGUCGGAGAGUGGAAGCAUUUCUUCUGUUGCUGAGGGUACUUCAUCUGGCAAUAAUAAAUCAAAACUGCCAGAAAUACAACCCAAAGGUAAAUCUACAUGGUAUGAUAAAUCUUCUUUGCCUCGUGCUGUAGCUGUGGUCAAACCAACUGAGAAACUUAGUCCAACUCCUGAUGCAUCAAAUACUGAUGAGCCAAAAAGCCCUACGUCAAAAACGUAUACAGACAAAAGUCCUUUUCCUUCAGUAAUUCCUAAGCCUCCCAAACUUUUGCCAUUCUUUAAUUCUCUCAAUAAAUCGAAUGGGAAAGAUGCAUCUGCAAUGUGGUAUAAUGAAGUAGAUGAAAAUUUGAGUAAUUCGGAUUCUACUACUAAAAGUAUUCCCACCACUGAUAUGGAGACUACAAAAUCCUUCUGUAAGUCUCACAAUAUCAAGGUAUUGCCUUUUAUUCAUUCAAUUACUCCUUGGAAGAAAACUGUGUCAAAAAGUCCAUUAUCUAGUCCUGAGAGUCCAAAACAUUUUGAAGAAGCAGUAUCAGAAAUGGCCAGUGCUAUUAGUAAUUCUAAAUUCUACACGGAUAUUGGGAAUUCAAAUGAUAAACUUGAAUUACCAAUCAAGAACUUGAGAGAAGAAACUUCAUCAUGUCCUGUGCCUGAAGAAAUAAUACCAUUGAAUUCAGUCUCGGAAGAUCACAAAGAAACUAGUGAAGAAAAUUUGAAAAUAUUGAAAGAACCUUCAGAAAUAUCUCAGAGUAAUCUUGAUUCUAUUCAAGAUAAGAAUGGUGCUGUUUCUAAAGAAGCCAAUGAUGUACCACCAGCUAUACCUAAAAAAAUGAUUAUUGGUAAACAAAAGCAUUUAGAAAAUCAGAUAUUUUUUAAUGAGCAUGAAGUGCUGCCCAAUGCUGAUGGUAAUGUGUUGGAUAACACAGCUGCUCCUGUUAAAAGGAAGGAUUCAGGAAUCAAGCCUCCCAUCGAAGGAAAAAUAGAAUCACCAUCUUUGUCUCCAAAAGACCAUUACAUUAAUGUUACUCCAAAAACUCUAAAAAAUAUUGAGCAGAUUGAAAAUACUGUUUGCAAUAAUCCACGUGGUGCUAUCAUUGAUUUGACUUCUAGAGAAUCUUACUGUAUGGAAGAAGAGCUUGAUAAUGCUCUAAAACAGUUGUCAGAAUCAUCAGAGACUAAAACAUCUGUGAUAAAAAGUGUUUCUAAAUUUCCAGGUUAUGAAGUAAUAUGGCCAGAAGAAAAAUAUACAACAGAUAACCAUCCCUUAGAUCUUGAUUCUAAAAACAAGUUUAAAUUCCAUCUGUUGAAGGAAGCUAAUGAUGUAGCUUCUAAACACUGUAAAACUGGUCUGUGUUACAGUCCACCACUACGAAGAAGUAUGAAUGCUCAAUUAGGUUUAGCAAAAUGCCGUUCAUGUUCUAAUAUCGAUUGGCUGGAAACUAACGAAAAUGUCUCUGUUGUGGAAAAUUUGAAAGAACCUAAUAACACACCUACAAAAAAGCUUGUAAAUGAAGCCGUAGUGGAACUAAAUACUCUUUUAGAUCGAUUAACUACAAGGACCUUAUCUGAGGAUCCAGAACUGGAAGCUAAGCAUAAGCAAAUUAAUAAAACUGCAGGAUAUGAAAAUGGUGCUUUUCAAAAUAAAUGGCCAGGAAGUGAUAAUUUAAUGACGCAUUCUGUAACUAUAGUAUCUAAAUCUAAUAUUUCAGAUUGUUCACCGAAAGAAGAAGAAAUUGUUUUCCACUUCCCACCUCCACCACCACUUCCACCCCCUGAAGAAGAUCAGCCAACAGAAACAUUCAAUAUUGUUCGUAAAAAUGGAACUAUAAAGUUAGCUAAUAAAGAAAAAACUAAAGAUAGCUCAACUGAGCCUGUAUGCACCAAAGAUCAUUCAACAAGUAGUGCAAGUUCUACCGAAGACUCACUACAAAUAGUUCCUCAACCCACUCCUCGUAAAAGCAAACAGAGUGGCUUGCGAAAAUCUGCUUCAUACACAAAUAUAUGUGUGCCACAGAGCAAAAGUAAAGGUUAUGAGAAUGUGUUUUUAGAAAAAUAUCAAACUCUAUCUCGUCUGCAAAUAGAAACAAAGUCUGACAGCCUUAACCAGUGUCCAGAUGUUCAUUCAAAAGAAAGUACGAAACCAUUUAACAGUAAUAAACCACAAAUAAUCAAGCCGAAGCCAGAUUAUGUUAACGUCAGAGAACUGCAUAUAUCUAAUUCACCAAAAUUGGGCAGGAAAAGUCCAAAAAGAGAUAAGGAUGAAGAAUGUACAUCUGUCUUAAAAUUUAGCUCUGACGAAAUGAGGAAAACUUCUAAUGUAUAUAAUGUUUCAAAAGAGUCUUUUACGAAAUUUGAUAUGAGCAAAAGUUGCCCUCCUUCUGAACUAAAGUUGUAUUCUACUUUCUCUGUGGAAAGUGGUGAUAAAUAUUCUACUUAUGGCAAGAUCUGUAAAAUUUCUGAUAAACAGUUACUGACAUCGGAAAAAAAGCUUCAGGAUCAUCAAUAUAUAAAUUUAAAUAUUGAAAAAAUGUUGGAUGAAACCAAGAAAAAACCUUCACCUUCAAAAAAGACUGAACGAGCUCCAUUACCACCAAACUCUACUCAUGCUGUGGAAACCAAAGAAAUUCAUUCCAUUAAAGAAUUGCAUAAAAAACUCCCAUCACGAAAACUUGAAAAAGCUCCCUUACCUCCACCAUUAUUACAAAAAAGUUUCACUGCUGGUAACUUAGUGAAGAAAAAUAUGCCAAAUACUUCUCACUAUACAAACUUUCCUCCUUAUCGGGCUCAUAUUUCUGAGGAAGCACCUGUUCUUCCUGCUGUGCAUGAAAAUAUAUCUAAUGAUUUGCCUGCAAGUGCUGUAACUGCCAAUUUACCUAAGACUGAAGUAAAAAGUCAUCAGAGCCCUGGCAUGGGUCGUGGUUUGUCCCAUUCACAGUCAGAUGCUAGUGUUUUCCUUGCAUUAAAAGAGCGUAAAAUGCAACCUGUAAAUAAAGGACUUAAAAUUUUUGGUGAAAAUCAAUUAUUGGCUAGAAAAGUAUUGAAGCAUAAGAAAGAAUUAGUUUCUGUUAGCAGCAGUGAUAGUGACAGCAGUUAUGAGCGCAUAUUUUUUGAGAAGCCAUCAGAACAAUUGGCAAAAGCCAUUUCCAAACAUACUAAUAAAGAACAAAUAAAUAAUAGUUCUCCAAGAACUUAUAAGAAGGAAAUGCCUGUUGCACCACCUAGAUCAAAAAGGCGCAAUACAACAGAAAUAAACUAUGCAAAGGUGAAAAGCAAAGAUGCUUCGCCUUUAGCAAAUGCCUCUGUAGCUACUCAAGACCAGCAGAAGCACAAGUCUCAUCUCCUACGGAAGGUUUGCUCAGCAUCUGAACCUCCUCCUGCUAUUCCUUUAAAAACUAAAGAUGCCUUUGAAAUUCCAGAUGUAUUUGGUAUUAAAGGUAAUGACAGAAUGGGAGAUAAAAGACUGGAUGAUUCUACUAGUUCUGAUGUCAAAAGAUGAAAUUUUUGGCUCGUAAACAGAUGCAUGAUCUUAUCUGAGAUGUGUACUUAAUUUUUCGUCUUUGCAUUUCCCUCCUUCAUAUUUUAUUUGACCUGGUGAUGAUACACUGUGAUCUAAAUGCUUUAAAAAAAAUUACAUAGAAUAUAUUUUUUAAACUGCAUGUACUCCGGUUAGAUCUGAUUAAUUUUAACAGUUCAAAUUUUUAUGAUAGUAAGGUAGAAGAAUCUUUUUAUAUAAAUUUUAUUUUAUAGCUCUUGAUUUCUUUUUACAAAAAUUAUUUAAAUUAUUUUUAUAUAUUUAAGAUUAUUAUGAUGUUUUUAUGAUGAAAAUAUUUUAUUUGUUAUGUAAACACAUAUAUUUAGCAAAUUAUUUUUGUUGAAAAGUUGCAUUUUAUAGAAAAAUUAAUGUAAUCAUACACAUUGCAUUCUUGCAUAGUUAUGGAAUGCUACUUGUUAAAGUAAAAACUUAAUGAGGAUUAUUGUUUUAGUUAUCAUUUAUCAAGAUAAGACUUUAUAUCACCAGUGUUACUGCAAAUUUGUCUCUGUACAUAUGUGUGUGUAUUCCUAAGAUUUAUCAAUCAUAUGCCAGUAAGAUGGAUAUUUGCUUUUUGCACUUGCAUUUACUAUGAAUGUCUGUGACAUUUUUAGUUUUUCUGUAUUAUAUAUGUACAUAAAACAUAUUUAUAAUCUGCUAGUGAUUAUUUUUCAAAGGUGCCUUUCUUUUUUACUAUUUUACAUCUGUUAAUUGUGUGUAAAAAUGUAUGUGAAAAAAUAGAAUUGCUUCAAAGUUUUGCUUAUUGCUUCAAUUUCAGUCAUUCAAACGAUUUUGAUAAAUUUGACAAAUCAUCUUUAUUUUUCAUCUUCUUGUCUUAGCUUUAAAAUUAAAGUGAACUUUAUUAUUAGUUAUUUAAUUGGAUUGAAUAGUUUUUUUUAAUGCUAUAUUUUUUACUCAAAAUAGAAGUAUUGUUAUUUUGUAAUUUGUUAUCUUCCUUCUUAUAGAUGGAGCCCAAGUUUAGUAUUGUAUAAAACACAAAACAUUAAGUCCCAACAUAGUCUGAAACUUUUAAAGAAAACAAUUUUAGCUAAUAAAUUUUUUUAAGUAGCUAUUUAUUCGAUUUGAUUCAUAAUGUUUUGAGUUCUUAUUUUGUAGAAUGCUAAUUUUGUUUCUUUUAGAGAACAUUCAUUAAAACAGUUGGACAUAAUUAUUCAAUUAGUAAUCAGUUUGCAAAGAUAUCUUUGAAGAUAUAGAUAACCUUCACAAAAUAUUACAGAAAAUAAAAUUCUAAUGCUGUAUUUUUUCAAACUUAAUCAUUGCAUUAAAAAAAGCCUAUUGAACUUUCAGCAGAAGUUUAUGCUUUCCAAUCAUUGUCCAUAUUUUUUUAUGACAGUUUAGCCAUUAUGAUCUGUUAAAUAAGUUUGGAAUAUAUAAUCAAGCCUUUGGACAAUAUUUGAAGUGCCGAAAAUUUUCUGUAUGUGUUGCCUGAUACAUGUCAAAUCUAGUCAGGCAUGAAGCAUGCUUAUAUUUGUGUGUAAGUAGAUUAUUAUUAUUUUUUGGUGCAUUUGAAAACUUGGUUGAAUAUGUAUCUUUUUUUUUUUUUUUUUUUUUUUUUUUUUUUUUUUUGUAUGCAGCUGUCUUAGACAAAAAAACCAAGAUUAGAACAUACAAAUCUAAUUACAAAGUUAAGUUCGAACCUGUGACUGGAAGGUGCAUCAGUUUUAAUCAAGGUGGAUAUCUUUUAUCUAUAUAAUGUUGUUUUUUUUUUAAUCUUUUCACAUUGAUUUUUCUCUGGGUAUUUCAGAACAUUAAACAUUAUAGAAUGAGUCAUCUCUUUAGAUGUCUUUUUUAACAUUUGGCUGCAUUUCUUUAGUAGUUAUUAAAUAAGAUAUAACAGUAAUCAUUAAUGUUCAUGGUUUGGUUGAAAAAAUAAUAGUAACUGACUGUUCAAGUUUAAAAUAAUUCCUCCCUGCAAAAUCAGUUUUGUUGCAUCAUUAAUAGAAGGAAUUAUCAUUAAAUAUAAUAGUCAACCAGCUGCAAAUUUAAAAUUAUUUGAAUAUUGAAGCAAUAAAAGAUAAGGUUUUGUUAAAAAAUUCAGGAUUUUUAAUGCUCACUCUGCACUUUCAUGUAAAUGAAAAUACAGUAGCUGCCAUUUGCUGUGAUAAAGAAUUUUGAUAACAAUAACCAAGUGAAAUUAACUAAAUUUUUAUCAUAUCAAGAAAAAAAUAUUUAAAAAAACACUUCAGAUAACAAUAAUUGAUUUUGAAAAUAUCAUUUAAAAAAUUUAUUAAUUAUACAUGCUUGUAUUGAGCUUUUAAAAUUUACUGAAUGAUAGCAUCAAGUAUCUAUAUAUUAAGUGCUUGACUCAUUUAGGUAUUCUAUCGAGGAUUCUUCAAUACAUUUUUUUACUUUUUGAUAAAAUCAAAAGUAAAUAACAAAUAUUAUUUGUUAUUCUUUUUAUUUAAGAUU